This is a messenger RNA of Penicillium maclennaniae, 2373 nucleotides long. Its product is annotated as SPX domain protein. Gene Ontology annotation, cellular component: vacuolar transporter chaperone complex; fungal-type vacuole membrane. The transcript is spliced from 2 exons. The coding region runs from base 1 to 2373 and encodes 790 amino acids. The record is from RefSeq and is a predicted model, not a curated record. NCBI's taxonomy places the organism in Eukaryota, Fungi, Ascomycota, Eurotiomycetes, Eurotiales, Aspergillaceae.
AUGCGUUUCGGCAAGACGCUCCGGCACGCUGUGUACGCUCCUUGGAAGGGCAAGUACAUUGACUACUCCAAGCUCAAGACUCUCUUGCGCGAGGAUGAUGUCAACGGCGCGGAUGCUAGUGACUCCGACGAUAGCCCGUGGACUGAACAGGACGAGGAGGCCUUCGUCCAGGAAUUGCUGAAUGUUCAGCUGGACAAGGUCAAUUCCUUCCAAGUCGAGACCUAUCAGCAGCUUCGGGAACGUACCUCGGCCUGCGAGGCCAAGCUGCGUCCGCUGGCCCCAACCACUGAGGGGGAAGCUGAAGUCCCGGAGGGCCAGGAGCGCCGCACCAUUGCUUCUGAGGUCCUGCAGGAGCUCGACGGCAUUACUAAAGAAGUCAGUGAGCUUGAGAAGUAUAGCCGCAUCAACUUCACCGGCUUCUUGAAGGCUGCCAAGAAGCAUGACCGCAAGCGAGGCGCCCGCUAUAAGGUGAAGCCCCUGCUGCAGGUCCGCCUGUCCCAAUUGCCUUUCAACUCGGAGGACUACUCGCCACUGGUUCAUCGCCUCUCGGUGAUGUACGCCUUUGUGCGUGAAGCGCUGAGCCAAAAUGUCGUGCAGACCAAGGAGUCGGAGCGCCUUCAUGGUCGUGACGUGUACUCCUCUUACAAGUUCUGGGUGCACUCGGACAAUGUACUCGAGGUCAAGACAUUCAUUCUCCGUCGCCUCCCUGUCCUCAUCUACAACCCCACGACCUCUAAAAACAUCGAUACCAUGACCGAUGACCCCACCAUCACCUCUCUCUACUUCGACACUCCUCAGUUCGAUCUCUACAACCAGAAGGUUGCCCGUGCGGCUGAGGCUGGAUCUCUUCGGCUGCGCUGGACUGGCCAGCUGCAGGACAAGCCGCCCAUCUUCCUGGAGAAGAAGAUCGUCGCCGAGGACGAUAGCAGUCGCGAGGUCAAGGUGCAGCUCAAGGAGAAGCACGUUAAGGAGUUCCUGGACGGCGAAUACCACUUGGACAAGCAGGUUCACCGCAUGGAGGAUAUGAAUAACGGGGAAUCGGCCGAAGCCGAGACCCUUAAGAAGGAUGUCGAGGAGCUCCAGGCGUUCAUCAAGGAGAAUGACCUACAGCCCAUGCUCCGCGCCAACUACACUCGCACCGCUUUCCAGAUUCCUGGAGACGACCGCAUCCGCAUUUCUCUCGAUACCAACCUUGCUCUCAUUCGUGAGGAUGCCCUUGAUAGCGAGCGUCCCUGCCGUGACCCCUCCGAGUGGCACCGUACCGAUCUAGACAACGCCGGCAUGACAUACCCCUUCAGCGACAUCCGCACCGGAGAGAUCGCUCGCUUCCCCCAUGGGCUGCUGGAGAUCAAGCUUCGCGGCAAGGCUCACGACGCCGAGUGGAUCAAUGACCUUAUGACUUCUCAUUUGGUCAAGGAAGCCCCGCGCUUCUCCAAGUUCGUUCACGGUGUCGCCCAGUUGUUCGAAGACCAUGUCAACAGCUUCCCCUUCUGGCUGGGCGCUCUGGAAAAUGAUAUUCGCCGUGACCCAGAGACCGCCUUCCACGAAGAACAAGAACGGCUGGCUAAGCGCGCCGAGGAAGAUAUUGCCGUUGGCAGCUUCUUGGGUGGUGCAGGCAGCCCAAGCGCAAACCCCUUGAUCGGCUCACCUCUUAGCCGUUGGAACGUCUUCCACCAAGGUGACUUUGGCCGUGUCAACCUCCGCCGCCCUUCUGGGGUCAGCGAUGCUCAUUCCAAUCCCCGUAUCCUCUCCUUCGAGCCUCAGCGCCGCGAGAUGGAUACCUCGACUGAGACCAUCCAGGAGACCGAGACUCAGGAGCCAGGUCCCUCUCGCAUCUCCUCCAUGCUGCAGUCUGUCGGCAUCACGCCCAAAUGGAUGGGCCAAGAGACCGUUGCCUUGCCUCCUGGUGUUCGCCACCCUGGGGUCUGGAUCAAGGACACCGGCCCCGUUCGCGUCGAGAGCAAGGUAUGGCUCGCCAACCAGCGUACAUUUAUCAAAUGGCUGCACAUCAGUAUCCUGCUUUCCAGUCUGUCUCUGGGUCUGUACAACGCCGCCGGCAAACACAAUCGCGUGGCUCAGGCCCUCGCCGUCGUCUACACAUUUUUUGCUCUUUUCUCCGCCGCCUGGGGUUGGUACAUGUACGAGAAGCGUGCUCGUCUGAUCCGCCAACGUAGCGGCAAGGACCUCGACAACAUGAUCGGACCUCUCGUGGUGUGCAUUGGUCUGGCGGUUGCUUUGGUGCUUAACUUUGGCUUCAAGUACACUACUAUGCUUGAACACUCCCGUCAUCCUCACCACGAAGCUCCUAUUGAUUCCAACUCCACUGUGCUGAACGCUGCCUCGUGGGCCGUUGGUGGUCAGCAGGUGAUGUAA